Salarias fasciatus (jewelled blenny) is the source of this 2485-nucleotide messenger RNA. Its product is annotated as zinc finger and SCAN domain-containing protein 2. Gene Ontology annotation, biological process: regulation of transcription by RNA polymerase II. Gene Ontology annotation, molecular function: RNA polymerase II cis-regulatory region sequence-specific DNA binding; DNA-binding transcription factor activity. The coding region runs from base 219 to 2015 and encodes 598 amino acids. The record is from RefSeq and is a predicted model, not a curated record. The transcript is spliced from 5 exons. NCBI's taxonomy places the organism in Eukaryota, Metazoa, Chordata, Actinopteri, Blenniiformes, Blenniidae.
GCGAUCAGGAAAACAGUAGCAGGCAGAGAGAGAGAACGAGAGGAAGACGGGGCAGAAGUUGGAUGGCGCUUUCUUUUGUCGCCGCGUCUAUGAGUUCACCAACGGCUACGAGGCUCCUCAGUGAUUUGUAACACCGUUCCUCUUCUCGUCGGUUCACACCAGCACUAGCCCUCCCGAUUCCUCCCACCUACACGAUCUGCAGCCCCCCUCCAGCAAAGAUGAUGGAGGAAUCAGUGAACACGUUUGAGACACACCUGACGGCUGUCAUGGACAGUCUGAUCCGAGCCUCGGUCUGUGAGAUCACCAAACUCUUCCAGGAGACUGUGAACGACUACCUGGUGGAGCUGUCCCUCAACAGGAAGGAGAACGACGCACUCAAACUGCGACUGAGGCACACAGAGAACCAGCUGAGAAAUGAACGCAAGUACGGGAUGGACUGGGCCACCAACCGCCGCAACGCGGGACUGUCAGAAGAAGAAGGUGGAGGUCGGAAGAAGCGAAGAGUUAACCCGGGCCGAGGCAAGUCAAAAAAGGGCCCAGCAGCAGCCUGUGGCAAAGCCUGGCCUGAAGGUGUGUGGGAGGAAGGAGGAGGAGGAGGAGGCGGCAGCAGCAGCGGCGGCGGCAGCAGCGGCAGCAGCAGUGGCGGGGGAGGAGGAGGAGGAGGAGGAGGAAGUAGAGGAGCCACAGGGAUGGUAGCAGGAGCAGAAGGAAGAGUGGGGAAAGAGGCCAGAGAGAUGUACCUCGUUCAGUACCCCCGAGAUGAAGAAGACGAGGGAGGGAUGGUGGAGGACGAGGAAGGGGAGGGCAGCCUCAGUGGUGAGGGGGAGGAGACGGCCAACAUCAAAGAGGAGUUUUCUCAAACAGAAGAUUAUCCGCCCGCCUCUCUCCAUCUAAUCAAAGAGGCUUUGAAGAUGGAGCUUCCCAACCAGGACCUCCAUUCUGGCUCCAGAUCCCAAAGUGAAGGAGACUUGUCAGAUCGCCCCCCGACGCUUCAUCCAGGAGACACCGAAGAGGAGGACUGGGACGUCGACUCGGCCGAACCGUCAGAGGGAGGAAUGACCAUGGAGGAGCUCAGGGGUCUGGAGUCCGCUUUAAGAGCCGAGAGAGGACGUGAGCAGGCUGCCAUGACGGCUUCUCAGUCUGACAGCCCUAACCCCGAGCUGGUGCGAGCCAGCGAGACGAGCCUGGCCCCAAAGUACAUCGGUCUGGAUGGAAUGGAGCAGGACGGCGAGCAGGACCCUCAGCCACCCACUCUGCACAGAGAGGAGCACGUGGGGCAAAGCAGGGAAAGCAGGGUGAAAGAGUCCGUGCGAGCCGGGCUGCUCGGCGAGAUGAGGCUAGGCUGGCCAAAGAAGCUGAGAGAGGGCGACUCCUCCGCGGGGAUGCCCGGAGGCAACAUGGUGGAGCCGGGAGAGCCGGAGCAUAUCCCUCACCUGUCCGCUCCAGGAAGCGUCGGGGAGAGCGGAGGGGAGGAGGAGGGGAGCGGAGACCUGCUCCAUUUCUGCCCCCAGUGUGGAGGAGGCUUCACCUCCGAGGCGGAGCUGGAAGAGCACCCCUGUCCGCUGGGGGGCGCCCACAUGCAGAACAACGGCGAGGAGGACCGGCUCUACCCCUGCACUCACUGCGGCAACACCUUCAGCCACGCCUGGGCCCUCAAGAACCACGAGUGCGCCUGCGCCGCCGAGCGGCCGCACAGCUGCGAGAUCUGCGGGAAGCGCUUCACGCACUCGCGCUCGCUGGAGCGCCACCACCUGGUGCACACGGGCGAGAGGCCGCACCGCUGUCUGCAGUGCGGACGCAGCUUCAGUCGCCUCGGCAACCUGGAGCGGCACCAGCGCAUUCACACCGGCGAGCGGCCGUACGGCUGCGAGGCGUGCGGAAAACGCUUCAGUCGAGUGGAGUACUUGAAGAGACACCAGCUCAUACACAACGGUGAGAAGCCAACGCUCCAGUGCUCCAACUGCGGAACAGGCUUUAGCGAUGUGGAGCAGCUUAAAAACCACCAGUGUUUUUAAAGCCUCGUCCUUAAAAGCUCCAGCGGAACUUUCUUUUUAAACAAACAAAAGAAAAAAACAUAGCUGUCUUUUAUUUGAUUGUGGUAGAAUUUAGGUGAGGGAAGUGACAGUUACAUUCUUGUAUUAUUCGCAAUGAUUACAAUAGAGAAGCACAUACACAGCGGAUUAUUAUUGUCAAGCAGAGAAAGCUGCUUCCCAAAGUUGACAGUCGACUGUAAGUGGUGUUUCUUUUUAAUAAAGGGGAGAAUGAAUUCAAUCUCAGCCAUUUCAACUGGAGGUCAUAUGUGUAUGUAUGUACAAAGCAGGAACUUGUUUAAAAUGAAAAAAAUUGUACAUUUUUAUGUUUUUAAACUUGCUUAACUCACACGGAAGCCGAUGGCCUUGUCUUUUUCCAACAAUAUAAUUGACGGUUCAGUAUUUUGUAUGUUUGUGUUUUGGUCACAUUGGUAAGAAAUAAACCUUUCAAUUCA